UUGGGGUUGUGGAGUGUAGCAUUGAACAUGGAGAUCAAUUACGCUCUGGCAUUGCUCUUAGUCCUCGUUCUCAACUUGGGUAGUUUGCUCACUUCUCUUGCUAACUCCUAUUGCCCACCACCAACAUACCCUCCAGUUCCUCACUUGCCACCCAAAUACCCUCCCCAUGUAACGCCACCCUCCCACCCUAAACCACCAAAGAAGCCACCACCAUAUGUCAAACCACCUCAUGCAAAGCCUCCUCCCUAUGUUCCCAAACCGCCCUCAAAGCCACCACAUGCAAAGCCUCCUCCUCAUGUACCAACCAAACCCCCUCAUGUUAAACCACCCAUUGUAAAACCACCUCCUUAUCCGAAACCUCCGGUUGCCAAACCACCUCCUUAUCCGAAACCUCCGGUUGCCAAACCACCUCCCCAUCCCAAACCUCCUGUUGUCAAACCACCUCCCCAUCCCAAACCUCCUGUUGUCAAACCACCUCCCUAUCCCAAACCUCCUGUUGUCAAACCACCUCCCCAUCCCAAACCUCCUGUUGUGAAACCACCUCCCUAUCCCAAACCUCCUGUUGUCAAACCACCUCCCCAUCCCAAACCUCCUGUUGUCAAACCACCUCCCUAUCCCAAACCUCCUGUUGUCAAACCACCUCCCUAUCCCAAACCUCCUGUUGUCAAACCACCUCCCCAUCCCAAACCUCCUGUUGUCAAACCACCUCCCUAUCCCAAACCUCCUGUUGUCAAGCCUCCAGUUGUCAAACCACCUCCCCAUCCCAAACCACCAGUUGUACUGCCUCCACCAUAUACCCCGAAGCCCCCAGUUGUCAUGCCUCCACCAUAUACCCCGAAGCCCCCAGUUGUCCUUCCUCCACCAUAUACCCCGAAGCCCCCAGUUGUCCUUCCUCCACCAUAUACCCCGAAGCCCCCAGUUGUCAUGCCUCCACCAUAUACCCCGAAGCCCCCAGUUGUCCUUCCUCCACCAUAUACCCCGAAGCCCCCAGUUGUACUGCCUCCACCAUCUACCCCGAAGCCCCCAGUUGUCCUUCCUCCACCAUAUACCCCGAAGCCCCCAGUUGUACUGCCUCCACCAUCUACCCCGAAGCCCCCAGUUGUACUGCCUCCACCAUAUACCCCCAAGCCCCCAGUUGUACUGCCUCCACCUUCACCACCUGUUGUAGUGCCAAGCCCACCAUCAACACCAACGCCAACCCCAGUUGUCCCAGUGAAGCCUCCUCCACCCACUGAAACACCAUGCCCUCCUCCACCGCCAAAGGUAGUACCACCCCCAAAGUCGCCACCGAAGGACACGUGCCCCAUCGACACCUUAAAGUUGGGAGCUUGUGUAGAUGUGCUGGGUGGACUUAUCCACAUUGGAAUUGGGAGCAGUGCCAAAGAUGCAUGUUGUCCGGUGCUUCAGGGACUGGUGGACUUGGACGCUGCUAUUUGCCUUUGCACCACGAUCAAGGCUAAGCUUCUCAAUAUCAACCUCAUCAUCCCCAUUGCUCUUCAGGUGCUCAUUGAUUGUGGGAAGACACCUCCCUCUGGUUUCCAGUGUCCUGCAUAGAUGAUCAUCAUGUCAUAUUCCUAAAUCACAGUUAGUGGUUGUUAAUCAUGUCCUUCGUUCUGCAAUAUGUGGCGCCACCUAGCUAAUAAUAUAGCAUGUCAAUGCUUGGAAGUAAAAACUGCUUCUUAAGGAUGAAUAUCUGUAAUUUGGUUUUGUUUUGUUUUGUUUAUUUGAAGAGUGUAUCAGGUCGAUCGAAACACCGUGGUAAUUAAUUAAGUCAUGUUAAUUUGGUGAA
Molecule: messenger RNA, 1789 nt
Organism: Pyrus x bretschneideri (Chinese white pear)
Lineage: Eukaryota; Viridiplantae; Streptophyta; Magnoliopsida; Rosales; Rosaceae
Product: 36.4 kDa proline-rich protein-like
Exons: 1
Coding region: 28-1554 (508 amino acids)
Source: RefSeq, a predicted model, not a curated record